Ectocarpus siliculosus is the source of this 1093-nucleotide messenger RNA. Lineage: Eukaryota; Phaeophyceae; Ectocarpales; Ectocarpaceae. The record is from the annotation of a GenBank genome assembly.
CAUCAUGAUGUCUACCACGCGGCAGCUACUCCUCGGCGCGUGUCUCAUCGCGGGCAGGACCGGUGCGUUCCACGUACCGGUCGCUUCUUCCCUGUCCCAGCACACGCGUUCGACACUUGCAGUUGCAGGAAAGUGCAACUCUGCCUCCGUUCGCCGAAGGUUCCGCUCCGCGGGCUUCGCGAUGGCGGCGGCGAGCGGUGAGAUGCAGGAGACGAUCGAGGCGAGGCUAUCGGAGGCCCUCUCGCCGGUGCACCUGGAGGUGAUAAACGAGAGCCACAUGCACUCUGGGCCGGCGAAAGAGAGUCAUUUCAAGGUUAUCGUUGUGAGCGACGAGUUCGAGGGGAAGCCACUCCUGGCUCGCCACCGCAUGGUCAACGCGCUCUUCGCAGAGGAGAUGAAGGGCAAGAUGCACGCUCUUUCGAUUCAGGGGAAAACGCCCGCGCAGUGGGAGGCGGAGGGACACAAGGUAGCGCCUUCGCCUCCUUGCAUGGGUGGAAGUAAAGCCGACCCUUCGAUGUGAGGCCUUGCUCCAAAAACCGGACUUGAAGAGUUGGUCAUCCUUUUUGUUUUUUUCCCCGCAACAAAGGGGGCGCGGGGCAAGCAAGGGAUGGUUGGGCGUAGUCUUUUUUUACUGGUCGAUCUUAUGGGCGCGAGGCGGCGAGUGUUACGGGCGUUAGGAAGCCAACGAUCGUGGGGGGAAAAGCUCUUUUCCCGAGUGGGACCCCAAACGGUUUGCCAUGCUUUUACUUCGUCUUCCAGAGUGAUGGCUAGCCAGUCGCCGUCCUGUGCUGUAGCAUGUAGCUCUACAUGCCUACGGUGUGUGUUUUGGGUUGACCUCACGAUGGCGGCGACGAGUGGGGGGUUCGUUGUUGGUUAUCCUAGGAGCACGUGGUCCCCUCAAGUUGUGCACCAUUCGUACGAUGAGAAGGUGCUCGGGACGGUGUUUAUACAACAGUGUGGGUGUGUUUUGGUGUGGGUACGGUAUGUCUGGGUGCGGGUUGACAUCCACUCGCAAUGGGGGACGUCGAGAGGCGGGAAUCUGUCGUCAAACGGUGGGAUUGUGUUGAAAAAGAGAAAAAAAUACCUUGAAUGG